GAUACAGCAGGUCAGGAGCGGUUCCACGCCUUAGGGCCAAUCUACUACAGAGACUCCAAUGGAGCUAUAUUGGUCUAUGACAUCACAGAUGAGGACUCUUUCCAGAAGGUAGCUAUGAUCUCCUCAGGGAGAACAGCAGGGCUGUGGUCCAAAUGGCACCGUAUUCCCUAUACAGUGCACUACUUUUGACCAGUGCCCAUAGGGCUAUAGGGUGCUAUUAAGGACACUGCCUCUGAAGAGAAGAACAUCAUUGCAAAAAAUUAGUUACAUAGAAAUGUCCGAAUAUAUAUAUAUAUAUAUAUAUAUAUAUAUAUAUAUUACUGAAAUGUUUUGUUUGAUUUACAUAUUCAUAUUUAAUUUGCAUCAGUGUCUAUAUAUGUGUUCUAAUGUUGAAAUGUGUUUUCUUGAACUGUAAAUCGAUAUGAAAUGUAAUGUUUUGCUUUGUAGGUGAAAAACUGGGUCAAAGAAUUGAGGAAAAUGUUGGGGAAUGAGAUCUGUUUAUGUAUAGUAGGUAAGUUACUGCAGACCAUGGCUAACCUUUCACCUUUCACCUUUCAACAUGUAUUUUAUUGUUUGUCACAUUUCACCGUGUUAAUGGAUCGAUCUUGAAGGUGCGCAGAGAAUUUAGUUUAGUUACGGGCCCUGUAAUUAAAUAGACAUCCUAAUAAUUUCAUAACGUUGCCAGGAUGAAGGGAGUCUAGAAUAUAGUUAGUUUGUCUCUGAUAUUCUGUUGCCUCCAAAUUUCAGUCACAUAAGACCGCUGUCAGACAGCUCAAUUUGCUUUAAACGCAUCCCAUGGCUCUCUCUCCCUCUGAAAUGUCAAAACUGCAGCCUAGAACUUUCAACCCUGACGUUCACAAAGUUCUCUGACCAGGUAGACCAGCAGCUAGGGAACCUUUCAAAUGCAGGAAGAGUUGCAUGGAGGAAGUCAUUGUUGACUUUGUUGUGGUUACAUCCCCCACAAUAUUUAUGUGACAUCAUAACUAGAGCCCUUUAUGUGACAUCUUAACUAGAGCCCUUUAUGUGACAUCUUAACUAGAGCCCUUUAUGUGACAUCUUAACUAGAGCCCUUUAUGUGACAUCUUAACUAGAGCCCUUUAUGUGACAUCUUAACUAGAGCCCUUUAUGUGACAUCUUAACUAGAGCCCUUUAUGUGACAUCAUAACUAGAGCCCUUUAUGUGACAUCUUAACUACAGCCCUUUAUGUGACAUCUUAACUAGAGCCCUUUAUGUGACAUCAUAACUAGAGCCCUUUAUGUGACAUCAUAACUAGAGCCCUUUAUGUGACAUCAUAACUAGAGCCCUUUAUGUGACAUCAUAACUAGAGCCCUUUAUGUGACAUCAUAACUAGAGCCCUUUAUGUGACAUCAUAACUAGAGCCCUUUAUGUGACAUCUUAACUAGAGCCCUUUAUGUGACAUCAUAACAAGAGCCAUUUAUGUGACAUCAUAACUAGAGCCCUUUAUGUGACAUCAUAUUAGAGCCUUUAUGUGACAUCUUAACUAGAGCCUUUAUGUGACAUCUUAACUAGAGCCCUUAUGUGACAUCUUAACUAGAGCCCUUUAUGUGACAUCAUAACUCUAGAGCCCUUUAUGUGACAUCAUAACUCUAGAGCCCUUUAUGUGACCUCAUAACUAGAGCCCUUUAUGUGACCUCAUAACUAGAGCCCUUUAUGUGACCUCAUAACUAGAGCCUUUAUGUGACAUCUUAACUAGACCUUUAUGUGACAUCAUAACUAGAGCCCUUUAUUGACAUCAUAAUAGAGCCCUUUAUGUGACAUAAAACUAGAGCCCUUAUGUGACAUCAUAACUAGAGCCCUUUAUGUGACAUAAUAACUAGAGCCCUUUAGUGACAUCAUAACUAGAGCCCUUAUGUGACAUCAUAACUAGAGCCCUUUAUGUGACAUCAUAACUAGAGCCCUUUAUGUGACAUAAAACUCUAGAGCCCUUAUGUGACAUCUUAACUAGAGCCCUUUAUGUGACAUCAUAAUAGAGCCCUUUAUGUGACAUCAUAACUAGAGCCCUUUAUGUGACAUCUAACUAGAGCCCUUUAUGUGACAUCAUAACUAGAGCCCUUUAUGUGACAUCAUUAACUAGAGCCCGACCCAUAUGGGAGUUUUGGAUCCGAUGCCGAUUUUAGGGAGGCAAAAGUCACCGAUUGUGGCAUGAAAAACCGACUUCUUCUUUCUCACAAAUUGUGCUCCAAUGGAUUAACAGAUACUCUAAAUUUACAUUUACAUUUUAGUCAUUUAGCAGACGCUCUUAUCCAGAGCGACUUACAGGAGCAAUUAGGGUUAAGUGCCUUGCUUCAAGGGCACUAACGUCAUUUAGCAGACGCUCUUAGCCAGAGCGACUCACAAAUUGGUGCGUUCACCCUAUAGCCAGUGGGAUAACCACUUUACAAUUGGGGGGGGGGGGGGGGGGGGGGGGGGGGGGGGGGGGGGGGGUAGAAGGCUACCUUUAUCCUAUCCCAGGUAUUCUUAACUAAAUAUUAAAAUGGACACAUUAUUUAAGAACAUCUUAUUUGUGGUUUACAUGAUAUCCACCAAAAGGCAAAUAUAUCCUCAAAAAAUACAAAAGUAAAUACAAACUAGAAGGGCUGAAUGAAUUAAACUGUCUUAAAGUCAAUCUGAAACUGCACUGUUCACAACCAAGACCGUGAAAUGCCGUAACAUGCAGUUCGUAAUGUCACCACUAGAUGUCAGGUCAUGUAAAGAAACACUUCAUGGCAACCUUGCAAUGAGAGCUUGUUAAGGCAAGCACACGCUAGCUGUUAAUUAUGAAAAUGUUUUCUUACUGAAACAUCAUGUAAAUUACACUCUUAUUCAAUACAACAUUUUAUAUUUCAACUGAUGGCAUGUGCUGAUGACCGAAAAUGUUCAUGCAAGAAAAUCCUUUGCCACACUGGUUUUAGUCACACAUUCAAAUUUUAACUAGCUAGCUAACAAUCUUAGCUCAUCAUGAAUGCAAGCACAUGGCCUGAAUGAUAGAUCUGCGCCAAUUGUCUUGCUUUUUGCUAAUUGCAUAUUUCAGAAAACUAACUGAGUAAACCCACUAACAUAAUAGGUCCGGACAGUAACAGGUGUUCUUUUUGUAUCAAGGAUGACUGUUCACUUUAGCACCAGUUCAGUGUUCGCACAUAAGUAGCACAGAUUGCUAGCUAGCUAGGCUAACUACCUUGGUGGCUAGCUAGCCAGCUAACGUUACCAAAGUGAGAAUGUGAUGAGGACAUGGCUGCUUGCUUGGUGAAGUGUACUUUUAGAUGUUUUACUCAUUCAAAUAUGCUGUCGCUGGCUGUGGCAAACUACUCACUGUCAAACCACAAUGCCUACUCUCUCUCACGUUGUGAUUUAGGGCUGAAUGAUGUUCAGUGAGCAGCUCAGACGGAUUGGUUUAUUCUGUGUAUAUAUAUUAUCGGCGCUUUAGCUGUGGAAUAAAGAAACAAGUGUUUUUUUUUGUAAAAGGCUAAUAUUGGCUGAUAAUAUUGGUCAGACGAUUUAUCGUCUGGCUCUAAUCUUAACUACAUUAACUGCUGUAGUAAAGUUAUUUAAAUGUUUGUUUUCCCACGAAAAUUAGGAAGAAAAAUGACCAAAUACUGAACAAAAAUAUGAACGCAACAAUUUAAACGAUUUUUACAGAGUUACAGUUCAUAUAAGGAAAUCAGUCAAUUGAAAUAAAUAAAUUAGGCCCUAAUCUAUGGAUUUCACAUGACUGGGCAGGGGCGCAGCCAUGGGUGGGCCUGGGAGGGCAUAGGCCCACCCACUUGGGAGCCAGGCACAUCCACUGGGGGGCCUAGCCAAUCAGAAUGAUUUUUUUCACCACAAAAAAUGAUUUAUUACAGUCAGAAAUACCCCUCAGUUUCAUUGGCUGUCUGGGUGGCUGGUCUCAGACGAUCCCGCAGGUGAAGAAGUUGGAUGUGGAGGUCCUGGGCUGGCGUGGUUACAAGUGGUCUGCGGUUGUGAGGCCGAUUGGACAUACUGCCAAAUUCUAUAAAACGACGUUGGAUGCGGCUUAUGGUAGAGAAAUGAACAUUCAAUUCCCUGGCAAUAGCUCUGGUGGACAUUCCUGCAGUCAACAUGCCAAUUGCACGCUCCCUCAAAACUUGAGACUUCUGUGGCAUUGUGUUUUAGUGGCCUUUUAUUGUCCCCAGCACAAGGUGCACCUGUGUACACCUGUCAGGUGGAUGGAUUAUCUUGGCAAAGGAGAAAUGCUCACUAACAGGGAUGUAAACAAAUUUGUGCACAGAAUUUGAGAGAUAAGCUUUCUGUGCGUAUGGAACAUUUCAGGGAUCUUUUAUUUCAGCUUAUGAAACAUGGGACCAACACUUUACAUGUUGAGUUUUAUAUUUUUGUUCAGUGUACAGUACCAGUCAAACGUUUGGACACACCUACUCAUUCAAGGGUUGUUCUUUAUUUUUUACUAUUUUCUACAUUGUAGAAUAAUAGUGAAGACAUCAAAACUAUGAAAUAACACAUAUGGAAUCAUGUAGUAACCAAAAAAGUGUUAAAGGAAUCAAAAUAUAUUUGAGAUUCUUCAAAGUAGCCACCCUUUGCCUUGAUGACAGCUUUGCACACUCUUGGCAUUCUCUCAACCAGCUUCAUGAGGAAUGCUUUUCCAACAGUCUUGGAGUUCCCACAUAUGCUGAGCACUUGUUGGCUGCUUUUCCUUCACUCUGCGGUCCGACUCAUCCCAAACCAUCUCAAUUGGGUUGAGGUCGGGGGAUUGUGGAGGCCAGGUCAUCUGAUGCAGCACUCCAUCACUCUCCUUCUUUGUCAAAUAGCCCUUACACAGCCUGGAGGUGUGUCGGGUCAUUGUCCUGUUGAAAAACAAAUGAUAGUCCCACUAAGUGCAAACCAGAUGGGAUGGCGUAUCGCUGCAGAAUGCUGUGGUAGCCAUGCUGGUUAAGUGUGCCUUGAAUUCUAAAUAAAUCACACAGUGUCACCAACAAAGCACCAUCGCACCACCUCCAUGCUUCACAGUGGGAACCACACAUGCGGAGAUCAUCCAUUCACCUACUCUGCGUCUCACAAAGACAUGGCAGUUGGAACCAAAAAUCUCAAAUUUGGACUCAUCAGACCAAAGGACAGAUUUCCACCGGUCAAAUGUCCAUUGCUCGUGUUUCUUGGCCCAAGCAAGUCUCUUCUUCUUAUUGGUGUCCCUUUAGUAGUGGUUUCUUUGCAGCAAUCGACCAUGAAGGCCUGAUUCACGCGGUCUCCUCUGAACAGUUGUUGUUGAGAUGUGUCUGUUACUUGAACUCUGUGAAGCAUUUAUUUGAGCUGCAAUCUGAGGUGCAGUCAACUCUAAUGAACUUAUCCUCUGCAGCAGAGGUAACUCUGGGUCUUCCUUUCCUGUGGCGGUCCUCAUGAGAGUCAGUUUCAUCAUAGCGCUUGAUGGUUUUUGCAACUGCACUUGAAGAAACUUUCAAAGUUCUUGAAAUGUUCCAUAUUGACUGACCUUCAUGUCUUAAAGUAAUGAUGGACUGUCGUUUCUCUUUGCUUAUUUGAGCCAUAAUAUGGACUUUGUCUUUUACCAAAUAGGGCUAUCUUCUGGAUACCACCCCUACAACUGAUUGGCUCAAACGCAAGAGGGAAAGAAAUUCCACAAAUUAACUUUAAGAAGGCACAAUCAAUCAAUCAAUCAAUCAAUUUUAUUUUAUAUAGCCCUUCUUACAUCAGCUAAUAUCUCGAAGUGCUGUACAGAAACCCAGCCUAAAACCCCAAACAGCUAGUAAUGCAGGUGUAGAAGCACGGUGGCUAGGAAAAACUCCCUAGAAAGGCGAAAACCUAGGAAGAAACCUAGAGAGGAACCAGGCUAUGAGGGGUGGCCAGUCCUCUUCUGGCUGUGCCGGGUGGAGAUUAUAACAGAACCAUGCCAAGAUGUUCAAAAAUGUUCAUAAGUGACAAGCAUGGUCAAAUAAUAAUCAGGAAUAAAUCUCAGUUGGCUUUUCAUAGCCGAUCAUUAAGAGUUUAAAACAGCAGGUCUGGGACAGGUAGGGGUUCCAUAACCGCAGGCAGAACAGUUGAAACUGGAAUAGCAGCAAGGCCAGGCGGACUGGGGACAGCAAGGAGUCACCACGGCCGGUAGUCCCGACGUAUGGUCCUAGGGCUCAGGUCUCGCACACCUUUUAAUUGAAAUGCAUUCCAGGUGACUACCUCAUGAAGCUGGUUGAGAGAAUGCCAAGAGUGUGCAAAGCUGUCAUCAAGGCAAAGGGUGGCUACUUUGAAGAAUCUCAAAUAUAAAAUAUAUUUUGAUUUGUUUAACACUUUUUUGGUUACUACAUGAUUCCAUAUGUGUUAUUUCAUAGUUUUGAUGUCUUCACUAUUAUUCUACAAUGUUGAAACUAGUCAAACUAAAGAAAAAUCCUUGAUUGAGUAGGUGUCCAAACUUUUGACUGGUACUGUGUGUAUAUAUAUAUAUUUAUGUGUGGUGGUCAAUGACUUCUGCAUUGUAAAUCAUUAGUUAAACUCACUUUGUCAAGAUAAACAUGAUUGUUACAGGGUUCUAACCUCAAUGGGCUCUUCCUGGUUAAAUAAAGUAUUCUUGCAGUCUACGAGACGUACAGUUGGUGGUGCUAAUGUUAAAUAUACAGUGUGUGAUCUCUGAACUAAUACGUCCUCUUUGUUCUUCUCAUAGGUAAUAAAGUAGAUCUGGAGAAGGAGAGACAUGUAUCGGUGGAAGAGGCAGAAGGGUUCGUUUUCUCACUCUUCUCCUGUAACUUUACCGUAGAGACCUUGUACAGCAGGGCUGUUCAGUCUUAUCAUCCUAUGGUGCUAUACUGCUUUUGGAAUACAUUUACAUUACUCCUGAGUGGCGCAGUGGUCUAAGGCACUGCAUCACAGUGCUAACUGUGCCACUAGAGAUCCUGGUUCGAAUCCAGGCUCUGUCGCAGCCGGCCGCGACCGGGAGACUCAUGGACGGCGCACAAUUGGCCCAGCGUCGUCCAGGGUAGGGGAGGGAAUGGCCGGCAGGGAUGUAGCUCAGUUGAUAGAGCAUGGCGUUUGCAACGCCAGGGUUGUGGGUUUGAUUCCCACGGGGGGCCAGUAUAAAAAAAAUUAUGUAUUCACUAACUGUAAGUCGCUCUGGAUAAGAGCGUCUGCUAAAUGACAAAAAUGUAAAUGUAAAUGUAAAUUACCCUUUCAUGACGACGUCUAAACAGGAAGUCAACAGACUCCUUUGUUUGUGAGUGUUGAUGUAAUUGAAUGGUGAUUUGGUCUGAAUGUUGACAACUGAAUGGUGAUUGGUCUAACUGAUUGGUCUGUUUCUCUGUCGAUUCCUCUCCUCACAGGUAUGCAGAGUCAGUGGGGGCAAAACACUAUCACACGUCAGCCAAACUAAACAAAGGAAUAGAAGAACUAUUUCUGGACCUGUGUAAAAGUAAGCAGCCAUUCUGGCAUGUUAUGGAAUAGUGAUGAAUUUAAUGUCUCAGGUUGAGACAAAUAAAAUACUUGAAAUGAUUAUAUUACAAUGGACCAACUGGUAGGAUUUUGACUUCUGUUGGUAGGACUUCUGAAUUUAGUAGAUUUGGAAUUAAAGCUUUAGUUUGUAGGAUGUUUGGCUUUUGUUGGUAGUUGGACUUUCAGCUUCUGUUGGUAGGACUUUCAGCUUCUGUUGGUGGUAGGACUUUCAGCUUCUGUUGGUGGUAGGACUUUCAGCUUCUGUUGGUGGUAGGACUUUCAGCUUCUGUUGGUGGUAGGACUUUCAGCUUCUGUUGGUGGUAGGACUUUCAGCUUCUGUUGGUGGUAGGACUUUCAGCUUCUGUUGGUGGUAGGACUUUCAGCUUCUGUUGGUGGUAGGCUUUCAGCUUCUGUUGGUGGUAGGACUUUCAGCUUCUGUUGGUGGUAGGACUUUCAGCUUCUGUUGGUGGUAGGACUUUCAGCUCCUGUUGGUAGGACUUUCAGCUUAUGUUGGUGGUAGGACUUUCAGCUUCUGUUGGUGGUAGGACUUUCAGCUCCUGUUGGUAGGACUUUCAGCUUAUGUUGGUGGUAGGACUUUCAGCUUCUGUUGGUGGUAGGACUUUCAGCUUCUGUUGGUGGUAGGACUUUCAGCUUCUGUUGGUGGUAGGACUUUCAGCUUCUGUUGGUGGUAGGACUUUCAGCUUCUGUUGGUAGGACUUUGGCUCCCACAGGACUGACUGUCUCCCUGUUGUUGACAGGAAUGAUGGAGACGGCCCAAGCGGAGGAGAGGGCGAAGGGUAACGGAGCCAGCCAGUCAACAUCAUCACGGAGGGGGGUACAGAUCGUGGACGACGAGCCCCAAGCCGCCACGGCCGCGGGGGGCUGCUGCUCAUCCGCUUAA
This is a messenger RNA of Coregonus sp. 'balchen', 8293 nucleotides long. The record is from the annotation of a GenBank genome assembly. NCBI's taxonomy places the organism in Eukaryota, Metazoa, Chordata, Actinopteri, Salmoniformes, Salmonidae.